Nerophis lumbriciformis (worm pipefish) is the source of this 1364-nucleotide messenger RNA. NCBI's taxonomy places the organism in Eukaryota, Metazoa, Chordata, Actinopteri, Syngnathiformes, Syngnathidae. The record is from RefSeq and is a predicted model, not a curated record.
AGCAGCUGAUCGGUAAUCCAGAAGAAGUUUCCCCUCAGUUAGGGGGGAGCUCCACUUUGAAGCAGGAGACUCCACAACCACCCUGCAUUAAAAAGGAAGAGGAGGAACUCUGCAUCACUCAGGAGGGAGAGUGUCUUCUAGGACGAGAGGAAGCUGAUUACACCAAGUUUCCACUGAGUAUUCUCUCUGUGAAGACUGAAGAUGAUGAAGAGAAACCACAAGUAGACAACCUCUUAGCUCCACUAUCAGACAGUGAGGCUGAAGAUGAUGAAGAGAAACCACAAGUAGACAACCUCUUAGCUCCACUAUCAGAUAGUGAGGCUGAAGACGAGGUUGAAGAACCUUUGAGCAGCGAUAAAGACUGUGAAGGUGAUAUGAGGACUCACACUGACAACAAACACUCUGAAUGCUCUACAAAGAAGAGAGGUGAAACAUGUUUGAGCUGCUCAGUUUGUGCUGAAAGUUUUACUAAAAAGAGCCAUUUGACUCGACACAUGAGAACACACACAGGAGAAAAAACAUUUAUUUGUUCAGUUUGUGGCAAAAGCUUUUCUCAAAAUAGGUCUUUGACUCGACACAUGAGAACACACACAGGAGAAAAACCAUAUACUUGUUCAGUUUGUGGCAAAGGCUUUUCUCAAAAUAGCUAUUUGACUAAACACAUGAGAACACACACAGGUGAAAAACCAUUUAAUUGUUCAGUUUGUGGCAAAAGCUUUUCUCAAAAUAGCAUUUUGACUCUACACAUGAGAACACACACAGGUGAAAAAACAUUUAAUUGUUCAGUUUGUGGCAUACGCUUUUCUCAAAAUAGCUGUUUGACUCACCACAUGAGAAUACACACAGGAGAAAAACCAUGUACUUGUUCAGUUUGUGGCAAAGGCUUUUCUCAAAAUAGCUAUAUGACUAAACACAUGAGAACACACACAGGUGAAAAACCAUAUAGUUGUUCAGGUUGUGGCAACAGCUUUUCUCAAAAUAGCAAUCUGACUCAACACAUGAGAACACACACUGGAGAAAAAACAUGUAAUUGUUCUGUUUGUGGCAAAAGCUUUUCUUUUAAGGGUAAUUUGACUGAACACAUGAGAACACACACAAGUGUAAAACCAUAUAAGUGUUCAGUUUGUGGCAAAAGCUUUUCUGUUAAGAGCAAAUUGACUCAACACAUGAGAACACACACUGGAGAAAAACCAUUUAGUUGUUCAGUGUGCUGUAAAAGGUUCCAACAUAAUGCAGACACAGUAAGCUGCGACUUCCAUCCCCUUGACACGACAUACACGUUGUCGCCUCCCACGCUGAUGGCUGCGGUGGACGCCAUUUCACCAAACGUCUUGACGUGCAUCUGUGACAAUUCUGCUGCAUGA